Molecule: messenger RNA, 2238 nt
Organism: Angiostrongylus costaricensis
Lineage: Eukaryota; Metazoa; Nematoda; Chromadorea; Rhabditida; Metastrongylidae
Source: the annotation of a GenBank genome assembly
AUGCGUGGAUACGAAGCCGAAAGGGACAAACUCAGAGAGCACCUGGGAAUCGAAUGGAUUCCCGGAGGACUGAAGCAGAACGCGUAUUCUGAUGAUAAGUUUAUCCGACACUCUUGUGAUUUGAACUGUAAUUUCGACGACGUAAAGAAGUGCCGUUGGAAAAACAUGGAAGAUAAGUGGGGAUUGGAUUCGCUCGACUUUCACCUUUUUGAGAAAGUUGAUUUCACUGAGUUUCCGGCUCUACGAGUCCUCCCUGGUCCUACAAAGAUCCAUCAAGGAGACAAAAUGAUCUUCACCGGUGACAAAAAACGGGAAGAGCAGCACGCACUCUACAUUUCAUCGCAGAUCGGAUGUCAGAACUCGACCGGAAACCUGACAUUCACAUAUUGGUCGUACAACAGUGCGCAAGUGGAAGUCGUGCUGUUUGAAGACCUUCCAAAUAAAGGAUACAAAAUGCUGUACGAAAAACCUUACGUCGACUGCGGAACGCUGAAGCUGAACACCGAAUGCCGUGCCGAGAUUCCCCCACGCAAAACACCUUUCAGAAUUGCUUUCCGAGCUUACGACAUGUCAAAUCCGGAGGGUUCGUUCAUUAUGCUGGACAACUUCAUAUACACCGCCUCGCUGUGUAAAGUCGGAAUCGACAUGGGUGAUGAUUUCUCAUCAGUGCCACUUGAGUCAAUAGCAAGUGGAAAGCCGAUUCGAACCGCAUCCGAUUUAGAUUGCAGGGACUUCUAUUCAUGCAGGUGGCGAGCAUUCGGAAGGGCAUCUAAGCCAUGGCAAAUGUCGUCGUCGAUCCUUCCACUGCAGCUGAUUUUCAACGCAACUGGCAGUUACAUUCGACCUGAAGGUACCUACGCCUUGCUGUAUAUCGAGCAGGAUAACAAGGAGCCUCUUGACUAUCUGCGAUCGGAUCCAAUCAGUUGCCAGAGUCAGACUGAGAACACACUGUCAUUGAGGUUCUGGAUGACGAAGGAUGUUCUGCUGGAGGCGUGUGCGCUGUCACUGAUGGAUGAGGUGAUUGAAUGCCAUGUGUUGCCGUCGGAAAUGAGUCCGGCACCCGUUUCCACUUCGUUUACCACUGCUGCGAAGAAUUUUGUGAUUACGAUAAGAGUUCGCUCGUUCAACCCAGACUUUGACUCCGUGGUGAUCGUGGACGACAUCUCCUACCGAGCAACUCUAUGCAGCGAUGCGCUGAAUGUAUUCGAUCUUGGCGAGCACUUCGUUAGUACUCCAUUGCUAAGUUUGCUGCUGAACAAGAAUGUCAACUCGGCCAAGGAGCUCUCUUGCGACUUCGCUCGUCGUGCGGCCAACUGUGUGUGGGGGUCAACGGAAUCGACAAGAAGCAGUGAAGAGAAUGAGAUUUUCGCAAAUCAGUGGAUGAUAGGUCAUGGUCCUUUAAAUCAAGAGAAGCUCUACUCGCUUACCGGUUUCACUAAUUUACCAGACGGCGAGUUCGCAGUUGCCCGAAUGGAAACUGGUGGGUCGACCAUGUUGCUCUCCGAGGUGAUUCGAUGCGCAUUAGACGAUGUGAGCAUCCAGUUCAGUCUCUGGCUCACAGGAACUGCCAAAUUACAGGUUUGUUUGGUUGACGAGUCCACCCCUUUACUUCUGGAUUGUCAACCGGCUUCGAGCGGCCCGGUCGUUGUGGAUUUACCUCGCAUUGAAAGACCUUUCCGCAUCGCACUUCGAGCAGAGUCUCCCGAUCAAGGGAUGGUUAUCGUUGACGACAUCAGUGUACAGGGCCAUUUGUGUCCAUCAGUACUGCGACAGCACUCUUCUAAGUCCUAUCAUCCACUGGCGGACCAACCCGACCCAAAUGCGUGCCGGUUGCUUUCAUGCGAUUUUAAACACGGACAUACCUGCCUCUACGAGUCAAGCCAAAUCCAGAAUAGUAUAAUCCAUGGAUCAGCUGUGUCUCGACUCGACACCUUCCACGGUAUAUCGAUACUGGAAUCUCCGACAUUUCAUCUUAACACCAUCUCUCGGCUACAUUUCAACUACACCAUGGAGGGCGAAGCCCUGCUUUUCGUCUGCAACGACAGUGCAAACAAAGAGCUGGAAAGUUGCUUCAAAGUGGAAGGACGAGAAGGAGAGGACUACAUCGAGAUGCUGCCCAGUGAUACGAAGGUAAAUUGUCUUCGAUUCUUGAGAGAGCCGGGUUGGAGCGUUCCAGUUGCAUUGCAGAGAGUCAUUUUUUUUCCAAACAAGUCCGGUACCAAUUUCUUAACCCCAUAG